AUGGAUCCCGACUCCACAACUCUGUCGACGCUUCUCGGUGCGUGUUCUUUGCUGGGAGAUUUGUCAUCCGGUAAGAUCUUUCAUGAGCUCCUGAUCGAGAGAAAGAUGAUGCAAGCUGACGCGUUCCUCUGCAGCUCGCUGGUGAACAUGUACGCCAAGUGUGGGAGCGUCGGGACCGCGAGAGAAGUUUUUCACGCAUUCCGAGCUGGUUUUGGCGCAUCGUCCGUGCUCUGGAACACAAUCCUCGCGGCGCUGGCUCACACCGGAGACUCAAGCCAGAGCCUGGAGUUGCUGCUGGAAAUGGAGCUGGAGGGUGUGACCCCGGACUCGACCACUUUCGUGUGUGCUCUCGUGGCCUGCAACCAUGCCGGGCUUCUCCAGCGGGGUAAGCUCUUGUUCCAGAUCUUGGUUUCGGAUCACUCCUCGCGGCCGAGCUUGGAGCACUUCCUGUGCAUGGCUGAUCUUCUAGGACGAGCAGGGCGCGUGGAUUUUGCUCGGGAAGUGGUGGAGGGAAUGCCGUUUGAAGCGGAUACUGUAGCUUGGAAGGCGCUGCUGGGAUCAUCCAGAGGUAGCAUCGAUCUGGAAAAAGCGGCUUUUGCCGCACAGAGGCUUGUGGAAAUGGACGAGGAGCUUGGACAGGCUUUUGUGCUGCUCUCCAAUGCUUUCUCCUCGGACUCUCACGUUUUGUAG
Selaginella moellendorffii is the source of this 690-nucleotide messenger RNA. RefSeq names its product pentatricopeptide repeat-containing protein At5g50990. The record is from RefSeq and is a predicted model, not a curated record. NCBI's taxonomy places the organism in Eukaryota, Viridiplantae, Streptophyta, Lycopodiopsida, Selaginellales, Selaginellaceae. Bases 1 to 690 code for a protein of 229 amino acids. Gene Ontology annotation, biological process: RNA modification. Gene Ontology annotation, molecular function: RNA binding; protein binding. The transcript has a single exon.